This is a messenger RNA of Leishmania mexicana MHOM/GT/2001/U1103, 831 nucleotides long. RefSeq lists its product as hypothetical. Lineage: Eukaryota; Euglenozoa; Kinetoplastea; Trypanosomatida; Trypanosomatidae. The coding region runs from base 1 to 831 and encodes 276 amino acids. The record is from RefSeq and is a predicted model, not a curated record. The transcript has a single exon.
AUGAAUAACUACGCGUCGGGAGAGGAGGCGUCAGCAUCCCAGCCUUCCUUCUCGCCAUCGUACCUCCUCACGGAUGCGAUGCCAGUGCGCAGCCGCUUCAUGAAUCCCCUUGACUUCCUUAGCUCGUCGGAACCGCUGAUGCUCACACCAGAGGAAAAGGCGGCAGAGAAGGCGGAGAAGGCGCGACUAGCGGCGCUGCAAGAGGAUGCAAGGGCGUUGGCAGCGCUGUUCGCACGAGAGUUGGCUAAGAGAAAAGCGAAAGUGAUUACUGCCGGAGUCAUAAAAGCCCGUCGACCUGCGGGAGCAGCGGCCGUCCAGGCCUCAUCGAAGCCCGGGCGUCGUGGAGGACAGCAGGAGCCCCCACUCUCCCUCCCCACACACUCGAUCAAGCUCGCACCGGUGGCGCCAAAACCCCCACGAAGUCGCCACAAGGCCUCUGUGAAGGCCAAAAACACGCGAAUGAAGCCGCUCAAGCGAGGGCGGAAGCUGAAAACCCCACGCCGACUACGGGCGUUGGCCGCACAGAGGACUUCUCUCAUUUCCAGGAGACGUGGUAGCCAGUCGAAGAUGCCCACCGUGGCCUCCGUGCCGAUCCGCAAGGCUCAUCCGCCACUGCAGCGACGCCCCGGCCGUUCGGCCUUGCGACCCGCUGCUGCAUCACGGAUACGCGCUGCAGCAGCGGGUCGCAAGGUCGGACGACGCGCCGCACAGGCCCCCAAGUCUAUGGUCAUGCGGCCUUUGUCCAAGUCCACCGUGAAAGCGUGGCGACUCGCACAGCAGAAAAAGCGUGUCACAGGGAAGACACGCCAUGACAAGCCCAAGAAGGUGUAG